Molecule: messenger RNA, 631 nt
Organism: Galendromus occidentalis (western predatory mite)
Lineage: Eukaryota; Metazoa; Arthropoda; Arachnida; Mesostigmata; Phytoseiidae
Exons: 3
Coding region: 46-465 (139 amino acids)
Source: RefSeq, a predicted model, not a curated record
GUCGUGGGACUCAUCUUCCAAACCUGUUUUCCGUCUUGCUCAAAGAUGCUUUCCCCAGCGUUCGUGGUGCUCCUGUUGGUCGCUUCUGUCUUCGCUCACCGAAGUGUAGACGUGAAUCUCCUCGUCCAAAACCAGCAAGUGCCACUCGACGGGCCCACGGUUACAAUAGGCGACUUCGUGAUCCCAGCUGUACCGGAAUCCCUUUUCCUCGAGAGGCAAAAGAAUAUCCCGAGGUUCAGUCUGCUCGGCUCGAGCCAGAUAAGCGAGAGAACCGACUCUCUUGGCUCGUGGGUGCGUGACAUAAACGGGAAUUUCGGACGAAGACCUGUGUGCAAGAGGCACGCUUGUCACACCUUCGGCUUAGAUCUUCAGAGGCAUUGCUGCGAGCUCACAGGAGUUUGCUGCCCUCACCCCCACUUGUAUCAUCAUCGUCAUCACCGCGACUUGCGAGUUGGCAACCCAUAGUAGCCGUCGACCGAUAUGACCAGAGCGCAGAUAUCGAUAUGUACCUUAUAAGAAAACUAUAAUAUAAUUCCACGAUCUUGAUCAUACUCGUCAACCGAGUAGCGCACCGUAAUGAAGAACGGCGAGAGUGUGUAGAACCGAUGAAUGUUUGAUAUAAUAUACCGUA